Betta splendens (Siamese fighting fish) is the source of this 6434-nucleotide messenger RNA. RefSeq names its product 1-phosphatidylinositol 4,5-bisphosphate phosphodiesterase beta-1-like. Lineage: Eukaryota; Metazoa; Chordata; Actinopteri; Anabantiformes; Osphronemidae. Gene Ontology annotation, biological process: phosphatidylinositol-mediated signaling; lipid catabolic process; memory. Gene Ontology annotation, cellular component: cytoplasm; nuclear speck. The transcript is spliced from 37 exons. The record is from RefSeq and is a predicted model, not a curated record. The coding region runs from base 1112 to 4606 and encodes 1164 amino acids. Gene Ontology annotation, molecular function: calmodulin binding; calcium ion binding; phosphatidylinositol-4,5-bisphosphate phospholipase C activity.
GUAGCGUCAUCAAAGGUGGAGUAAGUUUCACAGAUGGCUACAGCACGAUGAAUAAUGGUUUACCUCAGAUGAAUCAGCCUCCCUCCUUCGUGCCCACAUCCUGUCCAAUGAUUCAAUCAAGAUGAAUCACCACAUGACUACGUUAGGAGGUGUGACGCCCCCCGUGCUGUCCUGCAGUAAGACCAGAUUCAUUGAGGAUGCCGGGUGAUUCCGCUACUCGUGCAGAGCGAAGCUGAGAUGCCACGUGAUCGCGUCCUGCGCUGCAUGCUGACAGAGUGAAGGAUUCCACCACUGUGACCCCGGUGACUUUAACAGUGGACCCCAAGGGUUACUUCCUGUAUUGGACCGACCAGAACAAGGACACAGAUCUACUGGAUAUAGCCUACAUUAAAGAUGCCAGGAAUGGAAAGUGUACCAAAAUGCCAAAGGAAGGCUUCCAUUCUGGACGCCGCAUGCUUUACUAGCUGACAGACUGCAGGUGCCGCUUCACCAGUGUAACACUCCCCAGGAGCGCAGAGGAAGAAACGCAGCCACUUGACAAGAAUUCCGACUCACUUCAUGAAAUCCCAUUCCGUCGAUAGAAAACCUACACUGGAUUCAGACAUGACUUGAUUCAUCUUCUUUUAUCGUGCUGCUGCUCCUGCACUGUAGGAGAUUAUCUCUUCAUCAGAGAAAGGUCGGUCCGACGCAGCGCCGGUUCCGCAUCGAGCGCCGGUUCUCCUCACGCGUCUUGGAGCCGGGCCGUCCCCCGGAUCUCCGCCGGCUCAGCUCUUCAUCCCGAGCAUCAUGAGCGGAAUUAAACGGCUGCUUCGCUAUCGUAAAACACCCAAAGGCUUGUUUAAACAUUUAUUAAUCUUCCGAUUCCGCACGCAGAUGCCGGACCAAACGGGGCGCCGUGCGGCUGCUCGGCUGCCGACUGGCGUGGCCGGGCCCUGGCAGAUGGUCCGGGGAUGUCGAAACAGCAGGCUGCCUGUGUCACAGCGGAGCUAAUGAUGGCGAAAGGCUAAAUGAAGACGAGGAUAAAUCACAAUUAUCGCGGCACGGCGCUCACCGAGCAUCCUUGACUGUUUGCACAGGGAUCUGGGGGCCCAAUUAGUGCUGUUUGUGCACAAUGGAUGCCAAGCUGCGUGAGCUGCUGGACGUCAGCACGCUGGUGGGGAAGCUGGAGAACAGGAUGCUGACGGUGGUGAGUGGCCCCGACAUGGUCAACAUCACCUACCUGAACUUCAUGGCUUUCCAGGAGGAGACGGCCAAGGAAUGGGCUGAAGAACUCUUCAGCCUGGCGUCCAACCUCUUGGUGCAGAACAUGUCCAGAGAGGCCUGCUUAGAGAAAGCAUAUACUCGGCUGAAGCUGCAGCUCAACCCCGAGGGGAGAAUUCCCGUCAAGAAUAUCUUCAGGAUGUUCUCAGCAGACAGGAAGCGAGUGGAGACGGCCCUGGAAAACUGCAACCUCCCCUGUGGCAGAAACGACUCCAUCCCCCAGGAGGACUUCACCCCAGAUGUGUAUUACAUGUUCCUGAGCAACAUCUGCCCCCGGCCGGAGCUGGACCACAUCUUCUCUGACGUUGGGGCUAAGAGUCGCCCCUACCUCACGGUGGAACAGAUGACGGAGUUCAUUAACAAUAAGCAGCGAGACCCUCGGCUCAACGAGAUCCUCUACCCGCCUCUCAAGCCCGAACAGGUCCAGAUGCUGGUGGACAAGUAUGAACCCACCGCCAUGUUGGCGCAGAAAGGUCAGAUCUCGGUGGAAGGCUUCGCCCGGUACCUGAGCGGGGAGGAGAACAGCAUCAUGCCCCCCGAGAAGCUGGACCAGAGCGAAGACAUGACCUUUCCCCUGUCUCAUUAUUUCAUCAACUCCUCACACAACACGUACCUCACAGCCGGACAGCUGGCGGGGAACUCCUCGGUGGAGAUGUACAAGCAGGUGCUCCUGUCGGGCUGCCGCUGCAUCGAGCUGGACUGCUGGAAGGGCCGCACCACGGAGGAGGAGCCCGUCAUCACGCACGGCUUCACCAUGACAACUGAGAUCUCCUUCAAGGAGGUGAUUGAGGCUAUCGCAGAGUGUGCCUUCAAGACCUCUCCCUUCCCCGUCAUCCUGUCCUUUGAGAACCACGUGGACUCACCAAAGCAGCAGGCUAAGAUGGCAGAGUACUGCCGGUCAAUAUUUGGAGACGCAUUACUGACAGAACCUCUGGAGAAAUAUCCCCUGGAGUCCGCCGUGCCCCUGCCCAGCCCCAUGGAGCUGAUGGGCAAAAUCCUGGUGAAGAACAAGAAGAAGCACCACAAGACGGACGGCAGCACCAAGAAGAAGCUGUCGGAGCAGGUGUCCAACACCUGCAGCGACUCGUCCAGCGUGUGCGAGCCGUCCUCCCCCAGUGCAGGUUCGACCAAAGAGGAUACGGCAGACUCGUCGCAGCCCUCGGAGGGAGCCGAGCUCAGCUUGAGGCCGCAGGGCCGAAAGUCUAUUGGUGAGGUGGAGGCAGAAAGCGAAGAUGAAGAUGAUGAUGAUGAUGACUGUAAAAAGGGCUCAAUGGAUGAGGGCACAGCGGGAAGUGAAGCGUUCGCAACCGAGGAGAUGUCCAACCUGGUCAUCUACAUCCAGCCGGUCAAGUUUAACAGCUUCGAGAGCUCCAAGAAGAUCAACCGCAGCUACCAGAUGUCGUCCUUCGUGGAGACCAAAGCUUUGGAGCAGCUCACCAAAUCUCCCGUAGAGUUCGUCGAAUACAACAAGCUGCAGCUGAGCAGGAUCUACCCCAAAGGCACGCGAGUGGACUCGUCCAACUACAACCCGCAGCUCUUCUGGAACGCCGGCUGCCAGCUGGUGGCGCUCAACUUCCAAACCAUCGAUCUGUCCAUGCAGCUGAACCUGGGCAUGUACGAGUACAACGGGAAGUGCGGCUUCAGGCUCAAACCGGAGUUCAUGAGGCGGCCGGACAAGCACUUUGACCCGUUCACUGAGAGCACCGUGGACGGGAUCGUCGCCAACACCUUGUCUGUGAAGAUCAUCUCGGGCCAGUUCCUGUCGGAUAAGAAGGUGGGCACGUACGUGGAGAUCGACAUGUUCGGCCUGCCGGUGGACACCAAGAGGAAAGCGUUCAAGACCAAGACGUCUCAGGGCAACGCCAUCAACCCCGUCUGGGAGGAGGAGGCCAUUGUGUUCAAGAAGGUCGUUCUUCCCACACUUGCUUCUUUGAGGAUAGCAGUGUUUGAGGAAGGAGGGAAGUUCAUAGGUCACCGUAUAAUCCCCGUGUCAGCCAUCCGCCCAGGUUAUCACUACAUCGGCCUAAGGAAUGAGAAGAACCAGUCCCUGACGCUGCCCGCCCUGUUUGUUUAUGUGGAAGUGAAGGACUACGUCCCAGACACAUUUGCAGAUGUAAUUGAGGCCCUGUCCAAUCCCAUUCGCUAUGUCAACCUAAUGGAGCAGCGAGCCAAUCAGCUGGCUGCUCUCACGCUGGAGGAGGGCGGCGAGGACGAGGGCGACAAAGAGGUGGAGACGGGGAGCGACGCCCCGUCAGAGUCUAAGCUGGACCAGAGGGGGACGGCGCCUGCAGAGAACGGGCUGAGCCACACACCCAUUAUCGCACCCAAACCCCCUUCGCACGCGGGUCAGAACCAGCCUCCAGGUCCAAAACCAUCAAUGAAGACUGAAGAUAUCAUCCAGAGCGUUCUCAAUGAACUGGAGGCUCAGACGCCCGAGGAGCUGAAGCAGCAGAAGGGCUUCGUUCGCGAGCAGCGCAAGCAGUACAAGGAGAUGAAGGAGCUGGUCCGCAAGCACCACCGCAAGACCGGCGAGCUGAUCAAGGAGCACGCGGCGCGCGUGUCCGAGCUGCAGAGUCAGCACCAGCGCCGGCGCGGCGCCCUGCAGAAGACGCACAAACGCGAUGGUAAGAAGAGCCGCUCCGAGCACUCGCUCUCGGCCCUGGACCAGGAGCUGUGCGACCUGGAGCGGGAGUGCGGCCAGAGGCUCGCCGAGCUGCGCGAGCAGCAGCAGCAGCAGCUGCUCGCGCUGCGCAAGGAGCAGUACUACAGCGAGAAGUACCAGAAGAAGGAGCACAUCAAGCAGCUGGUGGAGAAGCUGACCUCCAUAGCGGAGGAGUGCCAGAACGCCCAGCUCAAGAAGCUCAGGGACCUCUGUGAGAAAGAGAAGAAGGAGCUGAAGAAGAAAAUGGACAAGAAGAGGCAGGAGAAGAUCAACGAGGCCAAAGCCAAGGACAAGAACGUGACGGAGGAAGAGAAGCUGGAGAUCAACAGAUCGUUUGUCAAUGAGGUGGUGCAGUACAUCAAACGGCUGGAAGAUGCUCAGAGUAAACGGCAGGAGAGGCUACUGGAGAAGCACAAGGACAUUCGACAGCAAAUCUUGGACGAAAGGCCCAAGCUGCAGAGCGACCUGGACCAGGAAUACCAGGACAAGUUCCGUCGGCUCCCGGUGGAGAUCCAGGAGUUCGUGCAGGACAGCGACAGGGCCAAGCUGAUCGACGGCGGCGGCGGCGGCGGCGGGAGCCUCGUGGCCUCCUCCACGGCCGAGAGGCUCAACCACAAAGCCUCCCAGUCGGAGGACGACAUGGAGGAGGCCUCGUCGGAGCAAGUCUACGACACGCCCCUUUAGAGGCUCCGCCGCGGCGUUUUUGCCCCCGCGCUGGGACAGUGACCGCUGGAGGUGUCUGUCACCACAGAUGUGGGAUGAGACUGUCCCUCCUUUGGUCCUGAGUUUAACGAUGGGGAGGAGUAGGUGAAAUCUGAGCCUGCAGUGGUGAGUAGAGGUCCUCUGUGCGUAUCGAGUGCAGUCCUGUCCAGAGAAAUGUGUCAUGUAAAUACUGAACUUUGUGUAUUUGUAUGUUACCUGUAUGUUGUCGUCUCUUUCGGUACGGCCACAGGAUGUGUUACGAAGCACUAUUCGCAGGAAAUACCUUACUUGAACCAUUGCACAGAGAGAGUAGUUUGUCGAUGUAACUCUUCUAGCGUCGUGGACGGCUGUGGUGGACACAGCGAGGUGUGUGUGGUGUCGAGCUUCGGGACGUUGUGUAUCCAAGUGGAGUCACCAUGUACUGUAGAGCCACCGCCACACGUUUAGCCUUUAACGCUUCCAUCUUCACAGGACUUACUGUAGGUUCACCCUCAUAUUUGCACUGAAGGCUCUCUAUGUGACUAUACCACUCUUUUACUUUAACCCAGAGGCACUGGUGGCUUGCUGGUUCCUCAUUUUGUUCUCACAGAACUAAGCCUAUGUGUUUGCUGCUAUUUUGUUUUAGAACCCAUCUUUUUUUUCUAACCGAUGUUUGGUUCGUACGAUGUUUUUGCAUGGUAAUAUUAUGCAGCACUUGGUUUGACUAUUGUUUUUUUUUUAACACGUCAGAGGGCGUGGAGGGAAAGUGUGCUUCACAAUAUCAUGCAUGUAACUGUAAAUGUUACGGUAGCUCUGUAGCAGAGGUGUUUAUUAAGGGUUUCCUCAGAUCCUCCAGAACAGUGAACUCGGCGUGAGCUCAACCAGAGUCAGGUCAGAGUAGGUGACAACACCUUCUGAGUAAAUGAUCUGGCCACUUAGCUUGUCGUCCUCCUUAUCUUGAUCACAUUCAAGUAAAACAGGACAUUCAAGCACAAAAGAGGAUCCUGUAGUUUUAUAGACUGGUCUUCCUCUUAACUGGUUCAUUGUGUACCUAGAGGGGAAUAUGUGUGCAGUUCCCCAGUGCACAAACUGGGACCACAGGAAACGCUAACAUAACUGGUAGCAGUAGUUUGAGAAGAGGAAACAGUUCAGUUAUUGUAAAUCGAACCUAAAUAUUAAAUCUGAACCUCCAGCAGAGACUAGCGUUUAUGUAACUGCACCAUUUCCUCUUUAAUAGUUCACCUGUUUGCAUCAGUAACAUUGAGGAAGCGCUUUUUACUUCCUAACUGUCCAGUGCCAUUUAACUCCAAGGUGUGUCAUUCGAUGCGGAGCCAUGUCUCAGCUGGCUUUCCUUUAAAAAAAAAAAGAUAACUGAGAGCGAAGGAUUACGCGACAUGUAAGUACAAACCGCUUUUAAAAAAGAAGAUAUUGAUGUGAGAGUCCUGUGCCUUUGAAUAGGUCUGCCUCGUUUGAUGUUGAAUGUGUGAAAUGCACCAUUGUUUCCAAUUGCCAUUAUAAUAUAUUAUAUGAAGCUGUCUGAUAUUUAAUAGGCCGUGUGCACUUUUAGUACAGUACCACUACUGAGUAAUGCUUGUGAUGAGCAGUUUUUGACUAUGUCUCUUAACAAAUGCCAGACACCCUUCGUUUAUGUCUUGAACCAUUUAAUUUAACAGACCCCUACCCACCCCCCUUACUCAUCAACUUAAGUGUAUGCACUCUGGAAAUGUAAAUGUGUGUAUGACAUAAAGGCUAAAACAUGAAGUUGAUGGAAAAAAAUAUAUAGUGUAAAGGGAAUUUGCCUGUAAUUAAAAUAAAUGUGGCUAUUAUUGUA